AUGGCCGCCCGCCUCGUCGCCAAAUUCAACUCCUAUUAUGCUCAGAAGCCUGUGCUAACCACCAUGAUCACGAAUGCGGUUCUUGGUGGCAUCGCGGAUACGGUGGCACAAUCAAUAACUGCUGUCCGAAAGAGACAGGCUAUGCUGCCAACCACGACUGAUUCGAGAUACCUCAUCUCCUCUGGCGUCGAACUCGAAGACCUGAACGAAAAGCCCGCAAGGUUGUCGCCUGGUCUCCCUCCUCGAAGCAGCGGACCUCCACCUUUCGACUUCGAACGCUUGACUCGAUUCAUGUCCUACGGGUUCUUGAUGGCACCACUUCAAUUUCUUUGGUUCGGUCGUCUCACGAAAUGGUUCCCCAUCACCCCUAAAAGUGGCACAGUUCCAGCGCUGAAGAGAGUGGCCAUGGAUCAGCUGAUCUUCGCACCGGUUGGUCUUUGCUGUUUCUUCACAUUCAUGACGGUAGCCGAAGGAGGUGGAAGGAAGGAGGUUGCGACCAAGUUCAAGGACAUUUAUCUGCCCACCUUGAGGGCGAACUAUAUCCUCUGGCCGGCCGUGCAGAUCCUCAACUUCCGCGUCAUGCCCCUCCAAUUCCAGAUCCCAUUUGUGAGCACAGUGGGAAUCGCCUGGACAGCCUACCUCAGUCUGACCAAUUCGAGCGAGGAUGAAGCACAAGGUCUCCAAUGA
Fonsecaea multimorphosa CBS 102226 is the source of this 687-nucleotide messenger RNA. RefSeq lists its product as uncharacterized. The record is from RefSeq and is a predicted model, not a curated record. Bases 1 to 687 code for a protein of 228 amino acids. Gene Ontology annotation, cellular component: membrane; cytoplasm. The transcript has 2 exons. Lineage: Eukaryota; Fungi; Ascomycota; Eurotiomycetes; Chaetothyriales; Herpotrichiellaceae.